AUGGACCUUAUUCAAGUGGCUGGUUUAAUGAAGACUGCGACUCAGUUCUCAAAGUGCUAUGAGAUGUUGGUAAAGGAAUUUAUUGUUAAUUUGUCUGAAGAAUGUGUUGAUGGCAAGUCUAAGGAAUUCAGGAAAGUGUAUGUGAGAGGCAAGUGUGUAAAUUUCUCUCCCUCAGUGAUCAACAAGUAUUUAGGAAGGCCUGAUGUAGCUCAACCUGAGCUUGAGGUGACUGACAACAAAAUCUGUCAAGUCAUCAUUGCUAAUCAAGUAAGGAAGUGGCCUCUCAAGGGAAAGUUGGUGGCGAGUAAACUGAGUGUCAAGGAUGCAAUGCUGCACAAGAUUGGAGCUGCUAACUCGGUGCCCACCAAUCAUAAAUCUACAGUUGUUUUUCCAAACAUCUUAACAGAGAAUGAUUCUGUGAAGAAACAAGACAACCCUAUGUCCUUCAAUAAUAAGCUAUUCCUAGGUACCCAUGUCCCUGACAUUGUCAUGACAACAGGUGAGACAUCACGUGUAAGCAAUCAACCAGGUAAAGCAGUUGUCAUUGCAAUGCUCAAAGAAACUUGCAGGGAGUUAGAAGCAAGGAAGCUGAACUUCGAAAAAUUGAUUAGCACUUUGGAGAUGACUAAAGGUGAUGUGCUUGGUGAAGUUGUUGCUGGUGCAGAAGAAGCUAAAAGACAAGGUGAAGAGGGAGAAGUAGAUGCCAGUCCUGAUGAUGGCACAGAUGAUGAUGCUGACUCUGAGUCAGAUGACUAG
This is a messenger RNA of Lathyrus oleraceus (garden pea), 756 nucleotides long. RefSeq lists its product as uncharacterized. The record is from RefSeq and is a predicted model, not a curated record. NCBI's taxonomy places the organism in Eukaryota, Viridiplantae, Streptophyta, Magnoliopsida, Fabales, Fabaceae. The transcript is spliced from 2 exons. The coding region runs from base 1 to 756 and encodes 251 amino acids.